AUGAUAUUCUCACCUUUCAAGAUGGCUUUAAGCAAAAAAAUUGUGGUAUUGGUCCUUUUGUUAUUUGCAAAUUUCAUUCAUACUGAAGCAUGGCGUCGACAUCAUAAGUUUUUCGUGAAGGAAGCAUCAUAUACACGACUUUGUGCAACAAAAAACAUUUUAACAGUAAAUGGGCAAUUUCCAGGACCAACGUUGUAUGUUCAUGAAGGAGAUACAAUUUAUGUCAAGGUCCAUAACAAUGGAAGAUACAACAUCACCAUUCAUUGGCACGGUGUAAAGCAACCACGGAAUCCAUGGAGCGAUGGUCCUGUAUAUAUCACACAGUGUCCGAUUCAACCAGGCGAUUCGUUUAACUACAAGAUCAUAUUCUCUUCAGAGAUCGGGACACUUUGGUGGCAUGCUCAUAGCGACUGGCUUAGAGCCACUGUCCAUGGCGCUAUCAUCGUGUACCCCAAACAUGGAAGGAGUUAUCGCUUUCCCAAACCCCAUCAAGAAGUGCCCAUAAUUUUCGGCGAGUGGUGGAAGGAAGAUGUUAGGGAAGUGCUCCGGGAAUUUGUUGCGUCAGGUGGUGGCCCAAGAAACUCCGAUGCUUAUACCAUCAAUGGUCAACCUGGUGAUCUUUAUCCGUGCUCGAGCCAAGAUACGUUCAUGUUAAAUGUGGAAUACGGGAAAAGGUAUCUUUUGCGUAUGGUAAAUGCAGCGAUGAAUGAAAUCCUUUUUUUCGCCAUUGCCAAUCAUUCACUAACAGUUGUGGGAGCCGAUGGUAGCUACACCAAGCCAUUUACAAAAGAUUAUGUAAUAAUCGCCCCUGGUCAAACACUUGAUUGCUUGUUAGAAGCAAACCAAAAGGCGAGGGGUAGUUACUACAUGGCUGCUAGAGCAUAUUCCACGGCCUUGCCUUUUGAUAACAGCACCACAACCGCGAUCCUUAAUUAUGGUGAUUCUUUACCAACAACCACUUCACCUCUACUCCCUUCAUUACCAUUUUACAAUGAUACCACUGCAGCUUUUGACUUUCUUGGCAACCUUAGAUACCCAGAUCCGCUCUUAUUCCCAUUAAACAAGUACGAUACACGGAUAAUUUCCACCAUUUCUGUAAACACACUCCCAUGUGCGAAUGCUUCUUGUGCUGGACCAAAUGGUAAUCGACUAGCGGCUAGUAUGAACAACAUAAGUUUUGUAUCUCCGUUUAUUGAUAUACUUGAAGCAUACUAUUAUCACAUCAAUGGCGUUUUUGGCACACGGUUUCCUAGGGUUCCUCCAUUGUUUUUCAACUUUACGGGUACCAACUUACCAACGAUCCUACUAACGCCAGAGAGGGCUACAGAAGUGAGGGUGAUCCGGUAUAAUUCGAUCAUAGAAGUGGUUUUUCAAGGGACUAAUCUGGUUGGUGGGCUUGAUCAUCCUAUGCAUUUGCAUGGAUUCAAUUUUUACGUUCUGGGAUGGGGAUUUGGUAACUUUGACAAAAAGAAGGACCCCAAGAACUAUAACCUUGUCGACCCGCCAUACCGAAACACUGUCAUUGUUCCGAUAAAUGGAUGGGCUGCGAUUAGGUUCAAGGCUCAUAACCCAGGAGUAUGGUUUUUGCAUUGUCAUUUGGAACGUCACCUUACUUGGGGUAUGGAAACAGUAUUCAUUGUUAAAGAUGGCAAAAGGGCUCAAGAACGCAUCCUACCACCACCACGACACAUGCCACGAUGCUAA
Molecule: messenger RNA, 1704 nt
Organism: Lactuca virosa
Lineage: Eukaryota; Viridiplantae; Streptophyta; Magnoliopsida; Asterales; Asteraceae
Source: the annotation of a GenBank genome assembly